Cololabis saira (Pacific saury) is the source of this 7230-nucleotide messenger RNA. It is a transcript of the gene camta1a, whose product is annotated as calmodulin binding transcription activator 1a. The coding region runs from base 89 to 5617 and encodes 1842 amino acids. The transcript is spliced from 24 exons. Gene Ontology annotation, biological process: regulation of transcription by RNA polymerase II. Gene Ontology annotation, cellular component: nucleus. The record is from RefSeq and is a predicted model, not a curated record. Gene Ontology annotation, molecular function: protein binding; double-stranded DNA binding; transcription coregulator activity. Lineage: Eukaryota; Metazoa; Chordata; Actinopteri; Beloniformes; Belonidae.
UGCGCUCCCUCCUCGUGCUGUCCUCGCCGUGCACGCGCGUGGUACCCACGGUCGCGAGGAGGAGGAGGAUGUUGCGCGUGAAGGGGAAAUGGCUGCCGAAAACAAGCCGGAAGGACUGAAGAAAGUUCGUAAUCCGGAUCGAAUGUACAGAUCAGCAGUGUGUUAUGCUGGCCAUGGUCCACCUAAGAGUAUCAGUGAUGACACAGAGACGAACAAUGAACAUGGACAUUUGAAAAUAUACCUGCCCAAGAAGCUGCUUGAAUGUCUACCAAAAUGCACGUCGCUGCCAAAGGAGAGACACCGGUGGAACACUAAUGAGGAGAUCGCGGCUUACUUGAUAACAUUUGAAAAGCAUGAAGAAUGGCUAACGACGUCCCCUAAAACAAGGCCGCAGAAUGGGUCGAUGAUAUUGUACAAUAGGAAGAAGGUGAAGUACAGAAAGGAUGGCUACUGCUGGAAGAAGAGGAAAGAUGGGAAGACCACGCGGGAGGAUCACAUGAAGCUGAAAGUGCAGGGAGUUGAGUGUUUGUAUGGCUGCUACGUCCACUCCUCCAUCAUCCCCACCUUCCACCGUAGGUGCUACUGGCUUCUCCAGAAUCCUGAUAUCGUGCUCGUCCACUAUUUGAAUGUUCCGGCCAUCGAGGAUUGUGGGAAACCAUGUGGGCCGAUCCUGUGCUCCAUCAACACGGACAAGAAGGAGUGGGCCAAGUGGACCAAGGAGGAGCUGAUCGGCCAGCUCAAGCCCAUGUUUCAUGGCAUCAAGUGGACUUGCAGCAAUGGGAACAGCAGCUCUGGCUUCUCAGUGGAGCAGUUAGUGCAACAGAUUCUGGACAGCCACCAAACAAAGCCACCUCCCCGGACUCACAACUGCCUCUGCACGGGUACCUUGGGUGCGGGGAGCAGCGUACACCACAAAUGCAACAGCGCCAAACACCGCAUAAUCUCACCUAAGGUGGAGCCUCGCUCAGGGGGUUACAGCAGUGCACACUCCGAGGUCCAGAACAACGAUGUGUCCGAGGGGAAGACCGACCAUAGCGGCCAUGGCGUAGGCAAAGGCUCUGGAGGAGGCGGAGGAUCAGGCAGCACCAGGGAAAAACGCAAUGGCAAAGUCCACAAGCCCGUCCUGCUGCACCAGAACAGCACAGAGGUGUCGUCCACCAACCAGGUGGAGGUCCCUGACACCACGCAGAACUCCCCCGUCUCCAUCAGCAGCGGCCUCAACAGCGAUCCAGACAUGGCUGACAGCCCCGUGGUGACGGGAAUGAGCCACGUGGCUUCAGUCAUGUCCGGACUCUCCCAGAGUGUCUUCAUGUCCGAGGUGACAGGAGACCCCGUGUACAGCAUGUCUCCAACUGGGGGUCCCAACGCUCACUUGAUGGGAACAGAUGCCACAUCACAGGGCUUGGUGUUGUCUGUGACCACUGAUCGUCACAAAUUUGCCUUCCCCGGAGGAGGAGUAGGGGAACCUGGGACCACCACAGCAGGAGACAGUCUGUCCAUGCUGUCCACAGCCGGGGUGUCCGAGGAACUGGUACUAACCAGCAGUCUGGACUCUGGAAGCAUUAAAAUCCCAGAGACUAAUAUGAACUUUGACCCCGACUGCUUCCUGAACAACCCCAAACAGGGCCAGACCUACGGUGGCAGCGCAAUGAAAACGGAGAGCAACUCUUCCUCAACUUCUUCUUCGUCUGGCGGCAGCAGUAGCACCAACGGCAAUCUGCAGCGCUCCCCGACCAUAUCAGACAACGGCUACACCUUCAGCUCAGCUCUCGUGAAGAACAUCAAGACAGAAGACACGUCCUUUGAGCAGCAACUGGCCAAAGAGAGCGGCUACCAAGUUGGCGGAGUGGUAAAUUGUGGCAACGGAGUGUCUGUAUCAUCCGGUGCUGGUUCAGGUCAAAGCAGCCUCAGUCUCACGGCAGCAGGCUCGCUGCUCCCAUCGGGCGGGGGACUGAGUCCCAGCACUACCUUGGAGCAGAUGGAUUUCAGUGCCAUCGAUGCCAAGCAAGACUACGCUUCGACUGCUACCACGGUGGGCUAUGCUCAAGCUAUGUCCAGUCCCCACAUGCAACACCAGAACCGUUCACCCAGCUUCUUCCUCCAGGAUUCUUCUCAAACCAGCCAGACUCAACAGGGGAGACCAGGCAUGGGCCAAAAAACACAUUUGAUGGAGCACAAUUCCCAUGACUCUGGAGCUUACAUGGGACUACAAGUAGUGAAAACGGACUCCCCCGGCAGCAACGGCCACCUUCAUCACCACCACCAGGCUCAUCAGACCCAGCACAGGGCCAACUGUAACGGAGGCUCGCCCAGAGACGGCCCCGGCCAGGCCGGCUCUCUCCAGCUGUUGCAGUACCAAGGGGGCUUUCCCGGACUGGGAACUGAGCACGAGGAGGUGGUCGGUCUGGAGCAACCUGGCAGCGUGAGUUCAGGUCAGACGGGAGCCACAGAGAGCGGUGCUGAGAACCUGCUAAAGCCCGGGGAUCACAUUCAGGCAUGCGGAGCAGGGAACGGAGAGGGAGGUGGAGCCGAGCACUACCUGCAUCAGGCCUCGGAUGGGAGUGGAGGGGGCACAGGAGGUGCUGGGGAAGGGGUAACACUUCACAAUGGAAACAACAACAGCGAUGGCAGCAACCGCUCCCAGCAGCAGCAGCAACAGCUGCAGCCUCUUCUCCAAGGUGCUAGCAUAGUCCAAGGACUGUACAACGCCGUCGGAGCCCACCAAGGUCUGGGCGGAGCAGCCAGCAAUGGGGGAGCAGGAGGAACAGGCAUGGAGAUCAGUCUGGACCACUUUGACAUAUCUUUUGGAAACCAGUUCUCUGACCUCAUUAACGACUUCAUCUCAGUGGACAGCAGUGGAACCGCCAUGUCGGCUGGAGGGGCCCUCUAUGCCCACCAGCUGGUCACAUCUCACGGCUCUGAGAGUCAGAACGCAGCUGGCGGAGCCCCGCAGCAAGGCCAGGAAGACGGCGGCGCCAGAGGCUCUGGCUACAGCCCCUCGGAGCUCUGCCUUCAACCUUGUUGCAGCCCCCAGUCUUUAAGUGCAGGGGCUGGAGCAGCAGGCAACACGGGAGAAGCAGGUUCCUUGUCUUACAUGAAUGUUGCAGAGGUGGUGUCUGCAGCUGUCGCCCAGGGGGCUCUGGGGAUGCUUCAGGCCACGGGUCGCCUCUUCAUGGUCACUGAUUACUCUCCUGAGUGGUCGUAUCCUGAGGGUGGAGUUAAGGUGUUGAUCACAGGUCCCUGGCAGGAGGCCAGCUCAACCUACAGCUGUUUGUUUGAUCAGAUCUCAGUCCCAGCUUCCCUCAUCCAGCCAGGAGUGCUACGUUGCUACUGCCCAGCUCAUGAUACAGGUCUGGUGACGCUGCAAGUGGCCAUCAGUAACCAGAUUAUCUCCAACUCUGUGGUGUUUGAGUACAAGGCCCGUGCUCUUCCAUCACUACCUUCGUCUCAGCACGACUGGCUCUCUUUGGAUGACAACCAGUUCAGAAUGUCUAUCCUGGAGCGCUUGGAGCAGAUGGAGAGGAGGAUGGCAGAGAUGGCCACCCACCAGCAAUCGGGCAGUGCAGGGAGCGGUGGGACUGGAGGAGGAACUGGGGGAGGAGGUGGAGGUGGAGGAGGCAGUGGAGGAAGUGGUGGGGGAGGCAACAACAGCCAGUCACAGUGUACAUCUGGCCAGACGCAAGCCAGCAGCUCUUUUGAGAGUCGCGUUGUCGUGGUCUGUGAGAAGAUGAUGAGCAGAGCAUGUUGGGCCAAAUCUAAACACCUAAUCCACUCCAAGACCUUCAGAGGCAUGACCCUCCUUCACUUGGCUGCCGGCCAAGGCUACGCCACCCUCAUUCAGACACUCAUCAAGUGGCGCACCAAACAUGCUGAUAGUAUUGACUUGGAGUUAGAAGUGGACCCUCUGAAUGUGGAUCACUUCUCCUGCACACCUCUGAUGUGGGCAUGUGCGCUGGGUCACCUGGAGGCAGCAGUGGUCCUGUAUAAGUGGGACAGACGUGCUCUAGCUAUCCCAGAUUCCCUGGGCCGCUUACCCUUGUCAAUUGCGCGCUCUCGUGGCCAUACCAAACUGGCUGAAUGUCUGGAGCAGCUUCAGAGGGAGGAGCAGCAGGCCCCGGGCCCCCUACCGCCCACAACCUGCAUGUCCUUCUCCCCAGCCCCGGAUGCAUCCACCACAGACAGCUGGAUGGUCAGCUGGGCAAACGACAGCAUAGUAGCACCAAGUGGAAAGAAAGGAGGUCCUGCAACCACCACAACCACAUCCAGCACCACCAACCUCAAUCCUGACUUAAGAAGGCCCAGGUCAGAGCCCUCUAAUUACUACAGCAGCGAGGGCCAAAGAGAUCUCCCUCUAGCAAAAAAACAUAAACCUAACCCAGAACUGUUUCAGACCCGGCCCGACAAGGCCAUGUCUGUCCCUCUGAGCCUGGAGCAGCAGCAGCUCAACAAGCUGUCCACCGGCGCCAAGAGCUUGUCCACAGAAGGCCUGAGUCUGGACAAAAGCCUGCCUACAGGAGGUGGGACUGGAACAGUGAAAUGGAGCUCCAGGGAGAGUUUCUCCAGCAGCAACUUGGGGAGGAAGGCGCUGGGGAUCAGUGGAGGCAGCAGCCUCGGUAGAGAGAAACUAGCCAAUCGGUUGCGGCAGCGGGAACAACUAGGCAUGUUGGUAAUGGCGGACAGAGAAAUGGCUGAUACAGAACUGCUAUCAUAUCGAGAGGAUCUGGAGAACCAGGACUGUCUCACACAGAUGGACGACCUGCAGGUGAACAUGAUGACUCUGGCAGAGCACAUCAUUGAAGCAACACCAGAGAGAAUCAAGAGGGAGAACUUCACGGCUACGGACUCGGUACCCUUAGACACGUCAGGGGUCACCAGCACCAUGAACUGGCUGGCAAACUACCUGGGAGAUGUGGAGCAGCUGCCGAGCAUUGUACAUCUACGAUCUUUGUACAACGAACCCCUGACCCCGUCAUCCAACCCCAGCAUGAGUCCUAGAGGAUCUCCGGUGAGAGAGGGGCCUCUGGAGAGGUCCAGCGUCCCCUCCCCGGCGGACUGGAGUGAGUUCAUCAAUGCCUCCAACAGCAAGGUGGAGCGACACCUGGCCCAGCUGACUCUGUCAGACCCAGAGCAGAGAGAGCUGUACGAGGCCGCCCGCCUAGUCCAAACUGCCUUCCGAAAGUACAAGGGGCGGCCUCUCCCAGAGCAACAGGAAGUAGCUGCUGCUGUUAUACAACGUUGUUACAAGAAAUACAAACAGCUAACAUGGAUAGCCUUGAAGUAUGCACUUUAUAAGAAGAUGACGCAGGCCGCCAUCCUUAUCCAGAGUAAAUUCCGCAGCUACCACGAGCAGAAGAAGUUCCAGCAGAGCAAGAGGGCCGCUGUGCUCAUUCAGCAAUACUACCGCAGCUACAAGGAGCUGGGCAGGCUGAAGCCCCGGCACCGCGGGGCUGCCGCUACGCUGGUGCAGCACAAGCUGAGAGGUAGUCUGCUCACAAAGAGACAGGAUCAGGCUGCCAGGAAGAUUAUGAGGUUUUUACGACGCUGUCGCCACAGCCCCUUGAUGGACCAUAGACUGUUCAAGCGGGGUGAAAGAAUUGAAAAGGGCCAGGGAACAUGAGACCCCUCGGAAGAGCCCCCUUGCGAUGUGACAUCACUCUCCUGACUCCUCUUUUCAUUUUUGUUUGUACUUGAGACAUUUUACAACCGAACAGGAAAAAAAACAUCAAUGCAAACACUGCAAAUAUAAAUACUACAGCAGUGUUACCGGUUCAUCUACUACAACAUGUACAACACACUUUUCUCACGUAACUAUUCUUUCCACUGACCUGAUUUUGGUUGGAGAACAGCAACUUCUACAGGAUUAUAAACUACAAUGUUUGGGGUGGGGGGGGGUGGAACAUUUGCUUUGUGGCAUUUUUUGCACUUUUUCAUGGAUUGCUAUGGUUUUUUUUUUUUUUUUUUGGUCUUAUUUGAAGAAGUUUUGGACAGUGAAGGAGGGCAAGGCAUAACGAGUGAGGACCUCGAGAGACUGCUGCAGGAGAUCUGAGGACCGAGAGACCGUGCAGAAACGUUCUGCAAUUGUGUUACAUUUUUUAAAGACUAAUUAACUCAUUUGAGGAAGGAUUUUCUUUUUUUUUUUUUUGGCCAAAUAUAUUAAUAACACACAUGCCCACUUCUAUCCAGUGCUGUAGACUGUACAGUAUUCAAUUUAGCUCUUUUGAGUUGCUCCUGUCCUACUGUGCUCUGCCCCACAGGUCUGCCCACACGGGUGGAGCUACAGAUGAAUGUAGUGGGGUUUAAACAUACACAAGCAGACUGGGGAGAAAAUAUUUAUGUUUUAACAUUUCUUAAAAAAAAAAGUGAUAUGCUUUAUCGUAUAUAAAUAUAUAUAUAUAUAUAAAUAUAUAUUGUCACUUUACUUGAAUUUGUUCCAUAUUGUCCAAUGUAUUUCUUCCAUCAUGUCCAAUGUACUGGUGAUCUGUAUCUUCAGGCUAUACGUUGUUAAAACCUACCAAGAAAAAAAAAAUGCAUGACUUGUUGGCAAGCAAAAGUCUUUGCUCGUGUGCUUCAGUCUAGUCUUACAGCCUAUCUUCUAAUUUUUCUUUUUUCGUUCCACCUUUGUGCUCAACAUGUCCAUAUUCUGCUUUGUUCGAGCCUUUUCUUAUUUCUGUAAUGAAGCUUUCUCUAUGUUGUCCGGUUUUUUGUUGUUUUUUUAUUUUGACGAUUAUUAUUUCUGUUUAUCGUUCAAUCGAUUGCCCCAACAGAAACCUAACAAGAGAGAAGAACUUGCCUAUUUUGUGUUGAUAUGGUUCUGGUCAUGCAGGUUGUUACUUUUUCUUUUUAAAUGAACUUCGGAGCCUGCGAAGGCUCUUGAGGGGAAGAUCACAUACAUUGCCUUGAUGUCUUAGAGAUUCUUCAAGGGGUCCCUAAGCUUGUCCCAAAAUAGGGGUUUGACAAAUCCAUAUUUUUGACAAUUGAGUGAUUUCUGUAUAUAAAGAAGGCUGAAAGUACGUAGGAAAAAAAAACAUGCUCCCUACAGGGAUUGUAUUUUAGAAAUAUUUUAUUUUAUUCAUUAAAAAUGGGUCAAAACAGGUAAGAGACAAAAACAGAAAAUUUGUAUAGUUUUGUUUGAAUGCUGGAGAAGUAUGGUUGUAUUGUGUGUAUAUAGUGUAAAUACCUGGGAUAAAAAUGAGCUAUGUGCAUGAAAAGUAUGAGCAGAGUAAAAAUGGG